Molecule: messenger RNA, 726 nt
Organism: Dracunculus medinensis (Guinea worm)
Lineage: Eukaryota; Metazoa; Nematoda; Chromadorea; Rhabditida; Dracunculidae
Source: the annotation of a GenBank genome assembly
AUGAUUGCACACGACAGUCUUGAUGUUGGGCAUUUGUUUAUUGGUUCGCAUAAGCGAUCCAGCAUAUUCUGUCCUGAUCUUUAUAUUAUUUAUUUCAGUGAAAAGGAUAUCGAUGAAGUGUUACAAACUCAGACUGUUUUUUCAAAUGUAUCAAAAGGCCAGAUCGCCAAGAGAGAGGAUCUUAUAGCUGCAUUCGGCAUGGACAACCAAUUAGAAAUCUGUAAAAUUAUUCUUGAUAAAGGUGAUUUACAAGUCUCUGAAAAAGAACGGCAUGUUCAGUCAGAAUCUUCUUUCAAGGAAGUAGCUAACAUAAUAAGUAAUAUGUGUGUAAAUCCUGAAACAAAACGACCAUAUCCAACAACAAUAAUCGAAAAUAGGUUGCGAAACUUGCAUUUUAAUUUGAAACCAAAUCAAAAUGCAAAGCAGCAAGCAUUGGAAAUGAUACCGAAAAUGCAAGCGAUUAUGAAAAUUGAACGAGCACAGAUGCGUUUACGUGUUUCAGUAGAAGCUAAAGAAGCCAAACAUUUACACGGUCGUCUACGUUCUAUGUUCACUUCAAUUGAAAUUGAGGAUUGGAUUGAAGGAAAUCUUCUUAUGGUUGGAUUGAUUGAACCGGGUACCUAUCGUCAAAUCGAAGAACUUUUCCGAAAAGAGAGUUCAAAAGCUGGUAAACUGGAAUUACUUAGUCUCAAAGUAAUUAAUGAAGAUGAUAUAGAAAUAUCCUAA